UUGAGAUGGAAAAUGGAAAAUGGCUGACAAUUGUGAACUGUGAAUUAGGUGCUUUUGUGGUCGCUAAUUUCCAAGUUACUUUCGACGUUCGAAAGAUAGUUUGUUGAUAACGAUGAAAAUAUUGGAGCUUGGUUGGCAAAAAGUGCAUGCACCUAUUGAUUGCUAAAGGAUGCAAUCCGCGACUGGGCGUUGAUUCCCCGUGUUGUGUAUCCGAAACAUUUGUGAUUCCAUGUUUUUGCUAUCGUGUUUACUAUGGAAAUAUCGUAAAGUACGGAAGGAGUAAUUGCGUUCGUCAAGGUUCCGUGCAGUGCAAAGUAUUUUGGUGUUGUGAUGCUUGUGCAUAUUAAUCAGUAAUUGUACGCAGUUCUCAAAUUGGAUUAUCUUUUAGCUUCACCGUCACUGUCUCAUUUGUGGCAUAUGUCGCAGCCGAAUUUUCCCAUACAUAAUGACUUUGAUCUUAGUCAUUCCCAAAAUGACUGGAAUGAGCUGAGGAUCGGGAGAAAUGUUAAUUUUGAGAAAUCUAUGUUUUUGAAGUAUGCUAUCUAUAUUAAAAAAAAUUUCCUAUGUAAUUGAUGAGGAGUUCUCGGAGACGAUAAAUCAUAGCAAUCAUGAAUUCCGUAUUUUCCGCUUUCAAAGCAUCGAAAAAUGAAAAAUCGAAACCGUUAGCAGGGAAUAAAAAGAGUUCUUCAAUGAGCCAGGAAAGCAGUUAUGAGAAUUUAAGACACAUUCGAGAAAUAGGAUCAAGUUCGAAAAUGAUGACAUCUAUUGUGAAUGAUGAUGUUGAAGAGAAUAUGUUGAAUAACCGCACCCAUCCGCUUAUGAUUUCAAAACUGGUAAGCAUGGGAGAUGGUGCUUCAACAAAGGAUGCUGGCACCUCCGAUAAAUUUUCUGAUGCAAAUAAAACGGCACCAACGAGAAAAUCGACCAUCGAUGAAAAAACGGCACAACUAGGUUCACUUGCAGCAACACAGUCCCUCGUGAUUAUUGGGGAUAUGUCGCCCACAUCUAUGGAUAGUGGAACAACAACUUUACAGCGUACCACUUAUCAUGAUUUGAAUGAACGUAAUAAUGAGAUUGUACGAAGUACAACCCCGAGUCCGACAACCCGAUGCGGAAGCAGUUGCAGCAGCAUGAAAAAAACCAGUGGUCCAGUUGAUUUGCAUUCUAAAUUAGAAUCAAAUGAAAAUGAAACCGUUGAAAGAGGACCCUCUCCACUGACAAGCCCUCGCCCAGAUCAUGUAAGACCAAUUAUAGUUAAUAAUAAUGGAAGUGCACAUUCCAAGGAAGACAUACAACCGACAUCAGCUGGGUCGAGCUCAGCGGCGACAACACCGAAGACAACAAGGCAUGCUAAACUCCGAUUAAGUAUCAGCAACUUUACGAAUAAUUCUUUGCCAUCGAUUCAUGGACGUUCUGCACAAUUAAACACAACACCUGGUGGAAAACAAAAGCAAAGGCUUUCGACUCAUCAAAGGAAUUUAAGUCUUGAUUUCAGAUCGAUGGGUAUCCUCUUGCCGCCGAUAUCACAAGUAACAAACACGAGAAUCAAUUUGACUCAACAUCAUCGAAACCGUAGUUUAGACAGUGCUUUACAGAGAAUACCAGAGGUUGAAGUAUCUUCUCCAAAUGCGGAAUCUGAGAACACAUUUUGCACAAAUUCCAUACUAGGAUCAACUAUGUGUUCGAAGAUUGUCAGCUCAACGUCAACGAAUCCUCAGAAUACUCCAAAAGCGUCACUGAAUGUUAACUUGAAAGUUCUAGAUUCCGACGAAUGUGCAAAACCUAUGAAAAACAUUGAAGCUGAGAAAACAGGGUCUAGUGAAAAGAACCCAGAUAAUAAAAAGCGAGAAGAUUUAACAAGCUUAGGAUCUGACGAUUCAGGAAUAAUUUGCGGAUCGGAAUCGGAUCAGUUGUCACUUAACCGGAUCCGACAAUCGCAUGAAAGUCUGGAUUCUGGUGAAAUAGAUCCUGAAGAAGAAUGUAUUGAAAUUUUGGAAACAACAUCAAUGGAUGAAGAAUACAAGAUGCUACAAUCAGAUUUAUGUUUUUAUCAAACGCCAGGAUAUAAAAAAGCCAGACGAGAUAUUGUAGGGGAUAGUGGACGAAGUGUAGAAAAUGUGAACAGGAGUAGUUACACAUUGAACUCGAAAUUAGACGACUCUAUUAUUAGUGGUAAUAAUGUAAUUGGUGACAACAAUCACGUUGGAAACGAAACAAAUGCAGACUGCGAGACUCCAGUAAUCAAUCAAAACGAGGAUGAUUGUGAUAUAACACCAACUCCGAAUGAUGAUAAAAUGAAACAAUUUGACAUGCACGCUAAAACGCAGCAAGCGAAGUCGGAGGUCGAAGGAAAUAAACUCGAGCAUGUAAAGAACGAAAUAUUAUUCAAAAGUUUCUUUGGAGCUACAAAAAAUGCAAUUUUUCGAACAGCCCAAAGUAUUAUAGAUAGUCAUGAGAAAAAAAAUGCGUCUAAAAAUAAGACAGAAGAAAUAGAAGUAAAGUCGCCAACAGAAGUAUCGAGGAAAAAGGAAUUCUUCGUGCUCAAAUCCUGUUCAAAUAAAAGCAACAAAACAGCUACAACUCCAGAACCUAGUCCGCCAGAAGAAGAUAUCAAGCAAAUAACGAAAUCUGCAUCUGCAACAUCCUUAAAUAAGCUUAAAGUACCAGGUGUAGUUAAAUGUUUUGUAAAGGAGAAGGAUCAAUCGUCAAUCGGAAAGACUGAAAAAGGGCCUAGCGGCCUUCUGCGCUUCUUUGAAUCGCCCGUAUUCAAUAUUCACUUUGCCAUUCAUUAUUUAUUUUAUUCAAAAGAACCGGGAGUUCUAAGUUUCAUAGGAAAUAAAAUAUUCAGUUUUCCGGAUCAAGAUGUUGAUUUAUACAUCCCGCAGUUGAUAGUGAUGUAUAUUCAAAUGGAUGAGUUAGCAGAAGUGUUGGAUCCCUAUUUGACUUUUCGAUGCCGAAAAUCUGUAGACUUCUCUUUGAAAUGUUUGUGGUUGCUUGAGGCAUACGAUUAUCAAAUUGAAAUAAACUCGGCAUUGUCGAAUAGUAAGCCUACCCUAUCACUCAUGAAAGAAUUAUACUCGAAGAAAGAAAGGAAACAAUUGAAGACGUGUGAAAUAGAAGUUCUUUCGCCAAUAAGGAAAACACAUCACCGCUCUCAAUCAGAUGCGACUGUACUACUGAGCGAUUCACAUCGCUUUCCGUCUUCCGGUAGUCUGACCCUGAAAUCGAAAGUGCAGACGCCUACUUCUGCAAAGCUUUGCUUAGGUGAUUUGACGUCUGGGAGAGCGUUCGAAAGUGGGUGCACAUGCUUUGAAUCAGUUCGAGGUACUGUGAACGGUCUUCUGGGGCAAAAGACUGUCUGUUGCUGCGGGGCACCUAAGUUGGCACCUCAAAAGGAAUUCAUGAAAGCUCUAAUUAACAUCGGAAAAAAUUUGACUUCAUUGCAGACAAAAGCUGAGAAGACGAGUGCACUACGAAUGUUUCUUAAUUUAAUCAAUAAAAAUUUACCAGCUCGUGUAUGGCUUCCAUUGCACUCAGACAUUCCACAUCACAUAGUUAGGAUUACUGAGGAGAAGACUGCUGUACUAAAUUCAAAAGAUAAAACGCCGUACAUAAUCUAUGUAGAGGUUGUUGAGGUAAACGAUAUUUAUUCUUCGCCGGUAAUUAUGAAAAUGAUGCCAAGUCUGAGGCACACGAAAAGUGAGGAGAAUUUAGAAUCAAAAGAGAAUAAUGUUCCUUCGGCAACAAAUUCCGCUACAAACCUAUCAUCGAAAGACUGUCCAAUUGAAUGUGAAAAGAGUAGCAAUAAUAUUAAUAACAACAGUAACACUAGUUGUAAUGUUAAGGAAUCUAAGACUCCCGAUUGUGGGAACGAUAUUGGAAAUAAAGGGGAUAUGAAUGAAUUACAUUUGACAGAAGACGAUGUUUGGUCACAAGAGGAUGACGAAAUAACAGCGCAAUAUAUGAAUCUGCAUAGAAUGUGUGAGCGUGAUGCGAUUUCGCAAAUGUCAUUGGAUUCAUGUGAUUCUAGAGACCAAAGUGUACCCGCGUUGUUCAAUAUAGGUGACGUUAGAACAAGGCAUUGUAAAAAUUUGACGUGCGAGAACAUGAAACCAUUCAGUAACGACCCUGAAGAUCCCUCUGCGGCUGCUUUGAAGGAGCCAUGGCACGAGAAAGAAAAGCAGAUACGUGAAUCCUCUCCUUAUGGGCAUUUGUCAAACUGGCGACUUUUGUCGGCUAUAGUAAAAUGCGGGGACGAUUUACGACAAGAAUUGAUGGCAACACAGUUGUUGCAGAUGUUCAAAAUUAUAUGGCAAGAAGAAAGUGUUGAUCUAUGGGUUCGUCCGUACAAGAUUGUUUGCCUGUCAAACGAUAGUGGGUUAAUCGAACCCAUUCCUAAUACUGUUUCGGUACAUCAGAUUAAGAAAAAUUCAAAUAAAAGUUUACGUGAUUAUUUUAUUGGUGAAUAUGGUGAUACGGAUUCGGAGAAGUUCAAGUCAGCCCAGAGAAAUUUUGUUCAAAGCUGUGCUGCUUAUUGUCUAAUUUCAUAUUUGCUACAAGUGAAAGAUAGGCAUAAUGGGAAUAUUUUGCUUCAUUCGGAUGGACAUAUUAUUCAUAUUGAUUUCGGCUUUAUAUUGAAUAUUUCACCGAAAAAUUUAGGAUUUGAACAGUCACCUUUCAAACUCACAGCAGAAUUUGUAGAAGUGAUGGAUGGAACCGAAUCAGGGUUGUGGAUUGAAUUCAAUCAUUUACUCCUGAAAGGUUUAAUGGCAGCACGUAAACAUAUGGAUCGUAUAAUAAAUCUGGUUGAAAUAAUGCGGAGCAAUGCCCAGCUACCUUGCUUCAAGAACAGUUGCUCAGGUACAGUUCAAAAUCUGCGGAAACGUUUUCAUAUGAACUUAACAGAGCAAGAGUUAGAACGUAAAGUGGAGCAACUUGUGCAGGAUUCAUUGAAAAGCUUGUCAACGAAACUUUACGAUGGAUAUCAGUAUUUCACAAAUGGCAUUUUGUGAGAAAGGUUUUUUAUGAGAAUCUAAUGAAACUAAAACCCGAAUUCGGAAAUUCACACUAAUGAAUAAAAACCACGCAGUAAUGUUCCCUUAAUGAGGAAAGCUAAAACAAACAACUAACCCUAAAACCUGAUAACAAAAAGGAAAUCAAAUGAAGUAAGGAUAAUUUCUUUUGUAAAAAAAACUUAUAGUUCUUCACUAACGUAUUAACUAAUUAUAUAUUUGUAAGAUCAAAUUAUAUUAUAAUGGAUUGUUAAAUUUAUUAAUAUAGCGAAAUAACUGAACACUGAUUCUAAUAAGUAAGAAUAUUGGUAAAUAUAUGUCUAUUCGUACUUCCAAAUUUAUUAUCCAUGUAAUUUUAGUUAAUUCAUAUCCUUGAAAAUAUGGCAUAAGUCCAGCAUUAAAGUGGUUUUCAAUGCAAAUAUACAUUUUGAACUUUUAUGUAUAAACGUAAAACUUGGAACCUUGAAAAGGACGACGACAUACACAUAUUGCUAGUAUUUUAAUAUAACAUUAGAUAAUAAAAUUAUUGGAAGUUUACACGAAUGUCCGUUAUCAAUUGUAAAAUAUAUUGUAAUUCCUUAUUCUUUUGUUAAAUUCUUUCGGAAUUUUCAUACACAGUAAUAAAUAAAAUUUUUAAAUUUUACAUUGA
Hermetia illucens (black soldier fly) is the source of this 5661-nucleotide messenger RNA. RefSeq lists its product as uncharacterized. The transcript has 13 exons. NCBI's taxonomy places the organism in Eukaryota, Metazoa, Arthropoda, Insecta, Diptera, Stratiomyidae. The record is from RefSeq and is a predicted model, not a curated record. Gene Ontology annotation, cellular component: cytoplasm; membrane. Bases 609 to 5012 code for a protein of 1467 amino acids. Gene Ontology annotation, molecular function: 1-phosphatidylinositol 4-kinase activity. Gene Ontology annotation, biological process: phosphatidylinositol phosphate biosynthetic process; phosphatidylinositol-mediated signaling.